Messenger RNA from Penicilliopsis zonata CBS 506.65, 544 nucleotides. RefSeq lists its product as hypothetical. The transcript has 4 exons. The record is from RefSeq and is a predicted model, not a curated record. The coding region runs from base 100 to 495 and encodes 131 amino acids. NCBI's taxonomy places the organism in Eukaryota, Fungi, Ascomycota, Eurotiomycetes, Eurotiales, Aspergillaceae.
ACCUCUUCAAGGAGAAGGCAACUCUAGAAAAGCAGCUGAAGGAGGCACAGCUCCGGUGUGUUGAUCUGGAGACGAAGAGCUACUCGUCUGGAAGUCAAGAUGUGCGAUUCUUGCACAAGCGCAUCAAGGAGCCAAGAGUCCCAGAUCGACCGCCGUGACAAGGCAAACGCGCAGUUGAAUGACGAUGUGAACAAAGCUCGCGACAAGAUCGACCGCUUGCUCCACCAGAUUGAAGAACUCCAGCAAACCGACUCCGAGAACCAGUUCCAAGUCCGCCGCGCGGAACGCGAACUCCGUGAGGAACGGGAAAAGGGCCUAAGAUUGGAGCGGGAGCUGGAUGGCUGGAAGGCCCUACGGAUUGAGCGAGGGAGCGCCGUGGGCCGUGGGCCCAUGGCGGCAUUCAGCGACGUUGGCAGCCGUCGGGGUAGCGGUGCUUAUAUGAGCUCGGAUAUUCCGCAGCGGAUGCCCAGCAACACAAAAGGAUUCUUGGCCUGAAGACAGGGUGACUACAAUGACUCUUGACGACUUGGGAUGAUGGAUGUGA